Molecule: messenger RNA, 1600 nt
Organism: Cannabis sativa
Lineage: Eukaryota; Viridiplantae; Streptophyta; Magnoliopsida; Rosales; Cannabaceae
Product: cyclin-D3-3
Exons: 4
Coding region: 269-1399 (376 amino acids)
Biological process (GO): mitotic cell cycle phase transition; regulation of cyclin-dependent protein serine/threonine kinase activity
Cellular component (GO): nucleus; cyclin-dependent protein kinase holoenzyme complex; cytoplasm
Molecular function (GO): cyclin-dependent protein serine/threonine kinase regulator activity
Source: RefSeq, a predicted model, not a curated record
ACAGGCGUGAAAAGACCUCUCUCAGAUUAAAAACCCUUUCGUUUGCUUCUAGCAUUGGCUUAUUUCUCUCUCUGUCUCUCUCUCACUUUCUCAUCAGAUUAUAGAGAGAGAAAGCAAAGCUAAGGCUCAGCUGAUACAUAUAUAGAUAUAGAAUAUGGGUAUUUGGGGUUUAGGCUUUUAAAGCUUUAAAUUUUCAGUUUAAUGGCAUACUAGUAAAGAGUAAAGUUUGGGUUUUUAUUCUAGUCUAUUCUUCUUUGAAGAAGAAAAAAUGGCCUUAUUUGAUGAGGUUCAAGACCUACAAAACCCUCCAAUGGUUCUUGAUGCCUUGUUCUGUGAGGAAGAAGGUUUUGAAGAUGAGUUUGAGGAAGAAGAAGAAGAAGAAGAGAGUGAGAACUGUGAUAAUGGGUCUGAGAAAAAGCAACAAUCUUUCCCUUUGGUUUUGCUAGAAAAUGAUUUAUUUUGGGAAAGUGAUGAACUUUCUUCUUUGAUAACUAAAGAGGAACAAAACCAUUUCUGUUACAGUGAUCUAAGCUCAGAUGAAUCAUUAAUGGCAGCUAGGAAAGAAGCAGUUCAUUGGUUUUUUACUGUGAAAGCACAUUAUGGGUUCUCUGCUUUGACUGUUGUUCUUGCUGUUAAUUACUUUGAUAGGUUCACUUCAGGCUUUAAGUUUCAGAAAGAUAAGCCAUGGAUGAGUCAACUCACUGCUGUGGCUUGUCUCUCUUUGGCUGCUAAAGUGGAAGAGACUGAUGUCCCUCUUCUUUUAGACCUGCAAGUGGAAGAGUCAAGGUUUUUAUUUGAAGCUAAGACUAUUCAAAGAAUGGAGCUUUUGGUGUUAUCAACUCUUAAGUGGAAGAUGCAUCCAGUGACCCCAAUUUCAUUCUUCAGUCACAUUGUUAGGAGGCUUGGUUUAAAGACCCAUUUGCAUUGGGAGUUUUUAUGGAGGUGUGAGCGUCUUCUUCUCUCUGUCAUUCCUGAUUCAAGGUUUGUGGGCUAUCUUCCUUCAGUAUUAGCUACUGCAACAAUGCUGCACGUAAUCAAUGAGAUUGAACCAUUUAAUACAGUGGAGUACCAUAACCAGCUUUUGAAUGUACUAAAAAUCAAUGAGGAGAGAGUGAACCAGUGCUAUGAACUCAUGGUAGAAACAUCAGUCAGCCUUGGAUUCAAUAAAAAACAAAGCUACAAACGCAAGCAUGGAUCGGUACCAGGAAGCCCAGUUGGAGUUAUUGAUGCGUCGUUUAGCUCUGAUAACUCGAAUGAAUCAUGGGCUAUUGGUGCAUUGGUUCCCCCUCGAUCACCUGAGCCUCGGUUUAAAAGGAGCAGAACUCAAGAUCAGCAGAUGAGAUUGCCUCCAUUGAAUCGUUUUUCUGUGGAUGUUCUUAGCACUAGCAGCCCUCGUUAAGAAAAAAGUCUUUUGUCCCCUAUUGUCUUCUAUCAAAUGUGGUACUAUAUACUAUCUCUCUUUUGCAAAUUUUAAAUUGCACUACUUGUUUCUAAUGUGCAAAAGAAAAAAAACACAUUGUGCUCUGCUCUGCUCCAUGUUCUUUCGAUUGUCGUUGUGACUAUCCUUUAUGAAAGUAUGAAGCACAAUUGAAUUGAAAAA